CCACCAAGUGGUUCGUUCGGAAGGCCCAUUGAAAACGUGCUAACGGAUCUGUCAAGACUGGGUAGGCUACAACCGAUUCAAAUGACGCUUAUAAGUUAAUUCUGCCGGUUUAUUAACCCAUUGACAGAAACAGAUUCACAAAACUGUAAUCGGACGUUAACGUAGUUGGGAGUUGUCGGUAGGUGUUUUUACUAUUACGCUGUCAGUUUUUGGCCAAAUGUUAGGGACUUGCCCAUUUAAUGUUGCCUUUGAGGUGACUGGUGAGCUCAUCGGAAACAAAGACUAACUUAUUCAAGGCGGAGUAGGCUAGAAUUUGGAACAAGGCUAACAUUAGCCUACUUAGACAGUUUUCGGAAACUUUUGACACGUAUUAAUAUGUCUGGGAUUCAGCAUGCCUCCAAUCAGAGCAUCAAGGCGUUUAAAUCAAGUGAAGAGUAUCUAUAUGCAAUGAAAGAAGAUUUGGCAGAAUGGUUGAAAGACUUGUAUAACAUCGACAUUGACGUGAACAACAUCCUGGAAGUUCUGGAGACAGGGGCUAUCCUCUGCAAUCACGCAAAUAAUGUGACAAAGGUAGCAGAAGACUUUCUUCGGAUGUAUGGACGGAUUGCGGGAAUUCAGUUGCCAUCAUCUGGAGUUACAUGCAUUAGCUCCGCACAACCAUCAACUUUUCUCGCUCGAGACAACAUAUCUAAUUUCAUAAAUUGGUGUCGCAAACAGAUGGAUAUUCAAGAGGUCUUGAUGUUUGAGACAGAUGACCUUGUGCUGCGCAAGAAUGAAAAGAACUUCGUUCUUUGCUUGCUUGAAGUGGCACGGCGGGCAUCUCGCUUUGGGAUGGCGGCCCCGGUCCUUAUCCAACUGGAGCAGGAGAUUGAGGAAGAGAUUAGGGAGGAAAUGGACUUGCCCAUGGAGCAGACUCCUCUGCCCAAACCCCAGAGGCGUUUAGCUAACAUCCAGAAUCUUGAUGAGAUGGUCCGAGGCCUAAUAAGCCGAUGUACAUGUCCUACCCAGUUUCCCAUGAUCAAGGUUUCAGAGGGCAAAUACAAAGUGGGAGACUCAAACACCCUUAUAUUUGUACGGAUCUUGCGGAAUCAUGUGAUGGUGCGAGUGGGCGGGGGAUGGGACACCCUGGAGCAUUAUCUGGACAAGCAUGACCCUUGCCGCUGCACAUCUCUCAGCCACAAGCUGGCACAGCGCCCAGCCACCCCAGUGCAGCACGAGAUCAAAACCCGGUUGGGCCCGCGGUCGGACGGUGCGGUCGGAACACCAGCCACGCUGCUGCUCAGCCGGGCCCAGUCCCCACUGCAGCCCGUGGUCUGGAGCUCCCCUGGCGGCUCCACCCGAGGCCUGAGGCCCGCUCCUGGUUCUGCUCCUGCUCCGAGCCCCUCCCGCUCCCCUGACCCUGGACCGCGGCAGCCGAGAGGCACCUCCACUGGCAGAUCACGUGGAAGAGCGUCCACACCUGCCCGCAGACGCCUGUCGUCUGAAAGCAGAGAUGACUCCGGUCUCAACACGAGCACAAGGACGGGCCGAGAAGCUGUACGUGCGUCUCCGACGGCCAGACACACCAGCAGCUUGCCUCGCACGGCGUUGAGCCCUGCGGUCCACCGUGAGUCGCCACGGCCACUGACCCCCCAUGUUGUCGGCACCCCGAAGAACCCUGGUGUCCAGAAUAUCGCCGACGCCAGGCUAAACCAAACCCUCACCAAAUCUCAGUUUGUCACGAAGCUUCGUCAGAGCGCAGCCAGCAGUGACGUAAAACCUGGGGAUGGCCAAAACCCGUCAGACAGACAGAGAGCACCAGGGCCUGUGAGAGCUCACACACCUGCUCAACAUCCAGCCCCACACAGUAUUCCCUCCAUCAUCAAACACACUGUCACUGAAAACUGUCAUAACUCACAGAGGUCCUCCAGCAGUUACAGUUCAACUAAAGGACAGAGUGUCGCUACAGAUGGAUUGCCUCCAAGACCCUUCACACAAAUCAGAAAGAGCCUGCCUGCUAGUUUAGGAGACAAUUCUCUUCAAAAGAAACCUGUAUCUGAUGAGCAGAUGAGAGGCACACCAAACACUGUUGCACACAGAAACGGACAGCAUAGACAAAGUAUGGCAAAAGAGACUGGCUUAACACCUGCAACUACGGGGGAGGCUUUACUUAAUGACCAAAACAGCCAGCAGAGGUCAAAUAUACCUGACACCACACAUGUUCCGCACAUGAGCACUGGUGAGCCCCGUCCAGGUGGCCGUGGAGUGAUGGAGAGAAGCUGUCUCUUUACCCCACCACCUAUCACUGCUGACCAGGAGGCCAGCCUCUAUCAGAGCCUGGAGCAUGAGAUCCUCUCUAAUCUGCAGCAACUCGGAUUCAGUGUGGAUUCUGAUGACUGCAGCAGCAGCGGCGCGGCAGGGGAGAACACCAGUCAGCACUCCUCGUUGGGUCGACAGGCCACUGAAGAGUUUUCCCAGCACCCCUCCACAGGCUCAGCGUUCCCGGGUGACUCAUCGUCUCGCCUGCAGCAAGAAGAAGCGUCUCUCGUGUCCUCUUCCACGAUGCCUGGUGCCGGCUCGAAGGACCACAGCUUUGACGGUGUGAUCGACGAGCUCCGGCGCGGGAGGCAGCCCCUGGAGAAGGUGUCGGUGGAACGCUGGGUGAACAUGCUGCCCUUCGGUUCCCACGGGAGCCAGCCAGUGGCCGUCACCGCUGUCGCCGCCACCGCGGAGGUAGACUCGUCCCCUCCCAAGUCCAGCCAGUCCUGCGUCGCCGGCUCCUGGUCCUCCAUGGGCUCCAGUCUGGAAUCGAAGGAGAGGCCAGAGGUUGUGAGCGUGCCGGCCCUGACUCAGGCUAUGGACGCCGGCGAGGUCGCCAGGGACUCGGACAGACAGAGGCGACCCCGGUCGUCGUCCUUCAGGCAACAGAGGAGGUCACUGAAGAAACCAGAGAGGGUGCCGUCCAUUUACAAGCUCAAACUGAAGCCCCACAUACGUCCCAGACAAGACAAUCGGCCCGAUCGCAAGCCGUCAAAGAUCCCUAAACCCAUAUCCUUCCGGCGAAGCAGAGAAAAAGAGGAGGCAGGACUGGCCAAUGAUUGUACAGACAAUGGGCUAUCACCCGAGAACAACCACAGGGCCAGUGGCAGACCACUCAGAAACAGAUUGAUAGACCUCAACUCCAGGAGCAUCAGUCAGGUCUCUCCAUAUGAGGGCACGCAGUGUCCAGCAGAGGAGCUGGAAUCCUGGGUCUGAAUGUUUGCAUCUUUUUACAUUUGUAUCCAACACUCUUCAUUUUGUACUGAGAUAAAAAAAAAAAUCACUCAGGUGUGAUCCUGUCAACUGCUGAUGCUGAUGUUUUUGUAAUUGAGAAAGACACAAGUGAAGUAGAUACAUGCAGAACAAGCUGUAACACAUAAACAAUGUAAGCAAGGUAAAUGGAUUAUCUGCCAAUUUGCACAGGUUUAAUUUUCAUAUGCAGUGUCAUGCAAGAAAUGCCACCUCUCAGUAUCAUUGCUUGAUAUUUUUUUAAUUAUUCCCCCACACAAUGUAAUUGCUUUCCCCCCUCCUUUUUUCACAAAAAAACAACCCUCAGAAGAUUAUGAAAACAUAAAUACAGACUGUCUGGCACACUACUGCAUGGUGACAACAUUGCUAUGCUGGGUCUGCUUUCAUCAAGCCUCCCUUUCACCUGGUGAAGCAGCAUCAAAGCACAAGGGAAGAAGAGAGGAAGGGAAGGGAGGAUGAGAGACCUUAUUAGCGGUCACAGCCAGGCGCCAUGUGGCUCUCAGAGCACAGCCUCCACCAGGAAGGAAUCUGCUUUAGAGAGGCAGAAUAUCUCACCAUGCCCUGCCCUUUUUAUCUGAGCGUAUACUGGUUUGGGAAAUAAGAACUGUAAAUCUUUCUUUUUUUUCCUCCUCUACUCCUCAAACACAAUCACUUGUCAACAUAAUCACAGGGCCAGUUCUGUUUCAACAAAGGCCAAUAUGUCUCUGGUGGGUGGUGAUUACUCAGAAAAUGUAUGCCAUCUGUCUUUGACAGCAGACGCAUUUCUCUUUGAUGAUCAGUCAUCAUUAAAAUAAUGAUUACAGAUA
Molecule: messenger RNA, 4073 nt
Organism: Alosa sapidissima (American shad)
Lineage: Eukaryota; Metazoa; Chordata; Actinopteri; Clupeiformes; Clupeidae
Product: GAS2-like protein 2A
Exons: 6
Coding region: 376-3234 (952 amino acids)
Biological process (GO): actin crosslink formation; regulation of microtubule polymerization or depolymerization; protein localization to microtubule plus-end
Cellular component (GO): cytoplasm; microtubule plus-end; actin filament
Molecular function (GO): microtubule binding; cytoskeletal adaptor activity; actin filament binding
Source: RefSeq, a predicted model, not a curated record